CAGACCAUUGAUUAUUUAGUCGCUCCUCAUCAAAAUAAAUACGCACAGCACAGCUGAGAGUCGGAUAACGCUGCUUAUUGAUUUUCAGUUGAGGUGUACGGAAGAAUUUAGGGCUGAAUCCUGAAAUCAUACUUCACUAUCUUACAGGUAAUUUUAUGUUCGGAAUCAAUUAUCUAUUCAUACUUUUGUGAAUUUUGAUCAAUAUAAUUUCAAAUUGAUUUGGGAUAUCAUCGAGAUUAUAGGAUUCGAUUUACCGGACUAUGUUUUGGUCGGAAAUUUUUUAUUUCUUUUCACGGCGCACAUGAAUAAAUAACUUUUGGUUCUAUUGGAUCUCGUCUGCGUCAAAAAAUUUCCUUCUGUUAUUUUUUUUACUGAUAAAUUUGGGAGGUGUGCAUAAUCUGCUUAGGCCCUAAUCUUGAUCUUCCGUUGUUGUAUUGGAUUCUCACCUCGAUUUGUCGUUCUUUCUGUUUGAAUUUUUGGACUUCUGAUUACAGUGGGUGUGGGGGAGCCAAAGAGGGGUGGGGUCGUUAAUUUCUUGACGUUUAUGUAUUUGAAUGCUUUGGGGCCAACCAACUUUUUCUGUUCAUGCUCGUAUAGACAAUAGGGGAAAUCUAUUUUCCUGCUAUUUAUUUAUUUAUGCACACAUGAUUUCAUUGGCAUUGUCAGUGGAGUGGAUUUUUUUCUUGUAUGGACUUGAUUUUACUAUUCAAUUUUCAGUUCAAAAUGCCCCGUUACGAAGAUCGGUAUGGCAAUACCACUCGUCUCUAUGUUGGUCAUCUGUCCUCACGGACCCGUUCACGUGAUUUGGACAAUCUCUUCCGUAGAUAUGGGAGGUAAUGCACUUCCCUUUCAACAAUGUUUCAUUAUCUGAGGUUGAUGCUAAUGCACAAACAAAUUAUAUUGGACACAGCUAUUUGUUGUGCAUAUGAUACAUCUGCUUAUUUUUGGUUUUUCAAAUUGGAUGCAUUAUCUUGAUGUCGUAAUGGUCACCUUAGUGGCAGGUUUAUUUAUUAAUAAUUGGAUUUUAUGAUAGUAUUACCACUCGGAUCUGAAGAUUUUUAACUUUUUAAAAGUGGCAUGGAAACAUAUGCCUUGAAGUUCUAAGCGUGGUUAUCUGGUUUGGGUUUAAGAAAUGUGAGUGAAUUACCAUGCCUAAAAAUUAGAAUGUCAAUCUAGGUGGUCAGUUAUCUGGUCCUUUUUUAGAGCUCUUUCAAGUAGCUUACAAAAAUUCUAUUCUAUCUUAUCAUUAAGAAUAUGCCUAGAGCAGUUAAACUGGAUGGAUUAGUUAUCUUUUUAGUGCGCCGGCCGUGGGGGUAUUCAAUCUUACACUGUGCAGGAUAAUUCUUUUUUGUUCAAGCAUUUUGUGCUGGGAAUCUCAUUCAUAAUGUUGCUAUGAAGGAAAAUAACAUCCCUAGGUUCGUUUGAGAUUAACUUGCAUGAUCUUGUUGAAGGUUACUGGGCUUUUUGCCUGGCCUGAAGGUCAAAUGGUGAGUGGGUGGCCUUGGUGGAUAUUCUUGCCGAGUGUUAGGAGACUUUGAAGAUUCUUUCUGUUGUGUGUUUGCGUGUUUUUAUGGCAUUGGCAACAAUCUCAAUCUGGUGUUUAGUCCAUCUUGAAGGGCAAGUUUCAUGCACUUCCAGUACUUAAGUAAUGAUGGCCUUACUGUUUCUGGCAACCGUUUCCGCAGAGUACGAGAUGUGGAUAUGAAGCAAGAUUUUGCUUUUGUGGUAUGUGUCUUCUUUGUUUGGUGUUUGAUAUAUGUAUUAACUUGUAAUUGGCAAUUAAAGUAUGUUUUGAUUGCACAAUCAUGUAUUUUGUGCAUGUUUUUCUGCCUCAACUUGCUUGAACAGGAUUUCAGUGAUCCAAGGGAUGCAGAUGAUGCAAGAUAUCAUUUAAAUGGUCGGGAGGUUGAUGGACGCCGAAUUAUAGUGGAACUGGCCAAGGGGGUGCCACGUGGGCCUGGUGGUGUUCGUGAACAUGUUGGUAGAGGCCCUCCUCCUGGUUCUGGGCGUUGCUUCAAUUGUGGCCUUGAUGGCCACUGGGCCAGAGAUUGCAAAGCAGGUGACUGGAAGAAUAAGUGUUAUCGUUGUGGUGAGAGAGGUCAUAUAGAAAGGAACUGCAAAAACAGUCCGAAGAAGCUCAGGUACAUGUUUGCAAAAUCUGUUUUCAAAAAUAUUUCUUUUCUUUUUUGGUUUGAUGCUGUGAACUUUUGUCCUGAGUUUAUUGGUCAGCCGAGCUUUUGGAAUACAUAUACUUAUUUUCAUUUGGUUGCUUGUACAAUUAUUUUUGCAAUUGAAGGGGGCGAAGCUAUUCAAGAUCUCCAGUAAGAUCACGCUCUCGCUCUCCUCCUCGUGGGAGAGGUCACAGCAGAAGCUAUAGUCGCAGUCGCAGCUACAGGUUAGCUUGUGCACGACUUGUUUAUGGUUUCUCUUAGUUGAUUCUGCCUCUUGUCUCAAAAAAAAUUGUCCACAUUAUAAAUCAAGAAUUAUACUAAAAAUAGUACUAUUUACAAUUUUCAAGUUGGACUAUUUUUAUGGGACGGAGAGAAAAUUGUGAUACUCCAUUAUUUCUUCCAUUGAUUGCAUAAAUCCUCUAGAUUUGUUACCGUCAUUAGUUAUCCUAUUUGUCUCUUAACGUAUUUAUUUACUGAUUCCCAAAGUUGAAGCUUUAUUUCAUUGAAUUUGGUUCCAUUGCAGCCGAUCAGUUUCACCUCCAGCAAGAGACCUUGCUAUUGCUCGAAGAACAAGGAGUCCUUACAGUAGGAGCCCUGACGUCAAGAAUGGUAGUCCUAGAAGGAGGAGCAGUCCAAUGCCAGAUGAAGGUGAUAUUAGGGGAAGAGAGGGAUCUUCCCCCAAGAGGCAGAGAUUUGUCAAAGACAAUGAUGAGAACAGUCGAAGCCCUGCCCGGAGGAGCAGAAGCCCCGUGAUUUCUGGAAAUGGAGGUGAUACUGGUAAAAGGUAUGAAGAUGGUCCAUUUGAAGCAAAUGGUGUGAGCCGCAGCCCUAGUCCAGGAGAAGAUCGGAGGAGUCCCAUUGAUGAUGCUGAUGAACGACGAUAUCCAAGAGGCAGUGAAUCGCCUUGAAUUAUCUCUAAAUGAGAAUAUUAUGUAGUAGUUGUUAGAUAUAAUACUUAGUAGUUUCAUAUUCUGUCGAUGUGCUUUCUUGCAGCUGUGACAGUUUUGUUCAAGUAUUUCAUAAAGUUUAUGUUCGUAUUGUGCCAGCUUAAUGUUGAAAUAUUUUACCGAAACGUUUAGGGAUUCUUGAAUGAUAUUAUUACGACAAUAUCCUUCUCUCCUUUUGUUGAGCUUCGUUUGCAUGGAGUUGACGAUGGCUCUUAUUUUUCUUCCGAAGAUAAUAGAGCAUGUCUCAGUUACUAAAUUUCAGUAUACGGGCUACUGACCUAUAAAUGCUUACUCCUCCACCAAAAUUAUUACCAAAC
This is a messenger RNA of Oldenlandia corymbosa var. corymbosa, 3435 nucleotides long. Lineage: Eukaryota; Viridiplantae; Streptophyta; Magnoliopsida; Gentianales; Rubiaceae. The record is from the annotation of a GenBank genome assembly.